AUGGAAGCCAGAGUCAUGGACAUGAAGACGCCCCCCGUGGACUCCGAGGAAAGCAUUCUCGAGCAACAAUUGGACCAGGAAGGUUUAAGACUCGCUGCUGAUGGCUGUGUGCAUUGGAGAACUGACAAUCCUCGGCAUCCUCGCAACUGGCCUUUGGCUCGCAAGGUUCACGAUGUGGCCUGGAUUAUCUUUUUGGACUUCUUCGUAACUUGUGCGAGCACUGCUGGAGCACCAGCAGCUCGAGCAGCCCGAAACGAUACAGGCAUGAAUGAAAUCUUAUCCAUCUUUAUCUUCGUGCCACUAUACAUGGUUGGCCAGGGUAUUGGGAGCGUCAUCUUCCCUCCCUACUCUGAAGCCUUUGGUCGCAAGAAACUCUACGUCGUCAGCACCGGUCUGUACAGUAUUUGCUGCGUCCUCGUGGCUGUAGUUCCCUUCCCAGUCGGUGUCGUCAUCGGUCGUUUUAUCUCAGGCUUCCUCUCGGCCAUUCCUGCUGUCAUCGCAGCUGGCAGCAUCGAAGAUCUCUUCAAUGCACGCGAUCGCAUCUGGAUGAUGUCUAUAUGGACGGUCGUAUGGAACAUUGGAUCUAUUAUCGGUCCUAUCUUUGGCACGGGCAUCGUGUCCGUACUCGAUUGGCGAUGGGUCUUCUACAUUGCGGCCAUCGUCACGGGAGUCUUAACUCUCAUCCUAAUGUGCAUCAAAGAAUCUCGACCAUCGCUACUCCUCAAAGACGAACUUCGCCGUUUCGAACAAACCAUCUUAAACGGAAAAGAGAGCCACCUCCAAAGCUGGAAUCCCGAUCACGUCCCAGAUCUACACACUCUAGCCACUGUGACCCUCAUCCGUCCCCUCCGUCUAUUCGUUACCGAACCCAUCGUCUUCCUCGUAUCCGUAGUCUCCCCAAUCCCCUAUACCCUAAUCUAUCUCUUCACCGAAGCCCUCCCCCCGGUCUACCAAUCCUUCGGCUUCAGCGUCAUAUCAGCUUCACUCCCUUUUCUCGCCAUCGGCAUCGGUCUUCUCCUCAGCUUCGGCACCCGCAUAUACGACUACCAAGUUCUCACUCGCCGCCGACAAAACGGCCUCCCCAUCACCCCCGAAGACAAACUCAUGGGUUUCGUCAUCGGAGCCCCCGUCUUCGCCAUCGGCAUGUGGUUAUUCGCCUGGACGAUCCCACCCAAAGUCCUCAACGUGCAUUGGAUCGUCUCCAUGAUCGGUCUUGUCUGCGUUGGCUAUUCCAACUGUGAAUUCACCACCGUUCUCACGGGCUAUCUGGCCGAUAACUACCUCAGUUAUGCAGCCAGUGGGUUCGCCGCGCAGUCCUUCCUCCGUGCGCUGCUCACUGCUGCCUCGCCGCUCUUUGCCCCCGCGAUGUUUAAUGGGUUGGGGAAUAAUGUGGCGGUGUCGGUUUUGGCGGCUGUGGCGACGGUGUUCUGUGCUGUGCCGCCGUUGUUUAAGCGGUAUGGGGCGGAACUUAGGGCGAGGAGUAAGUUUGCUCAGCAUAGUUUGGAUUCGUACCAGUUGACUACCGUUGAUGAGGAUGGGUAUUGA
Molecule: messenger RNA, 1545 nt
Organism: Aspergillus caelatus
Lineage: Eukaryota; Fungi; Ascomycota; Eurotiomycetes; Eurotiales; Aspergillaceae
Product: putative MFS multidrug transporter
Exons: 5
Coding region: 1-1545 (514 amino acids)
Biological process (GO): transmembrane transport
Molecular function (GO): transmembrane transporter activity
Source: RefSeq, a predicted model, not a curated record